CAGAUCAGUCAUGAGCUUCGAUUUGCGGCUUCUACUUGUAAUCCUUCUUCCGGGAUGGGCCCGGCCUCAGCUUCCGGAUCGCGUGGCCCGGCAUAUGGCUAGCAAUGUGGAUCCUUGCCUAGACUUCUAUAGAUACGCCUGCGGCAAGUGGGCAGCCGUCCAUGCCGGCAUGGGGUAUCGAAGCGUGGUGGGCCAGCUGGAUUUCAACUACCACAACGACCUGGCCGAUGUGCUGGAGCAGCCCCUGAUCUCCGGCCAGGAGGAGCCCGGUUUCGUGAGGCUCGUCAGGGACUACUACGCUGCCUGCAGAGUGAACCAGACGGUGGUCCGGGCAAUGGAGGUGCUGGGUUGGAUCAUCCGGAAACGGGAAGCCAGUCGGGCCGACCUCACGGUAGGAGUGAACGCUGCCUUCCGCCUUCAUAUCCUUCUGGAUCUCCACAGCGCGGACAUGCAGAAGGUGUGGGUCGACCUGAUAGUGCGCUACGACGUGGACUGGGACGAGAAAGAGACCCGCAGGGAGGCUAUGACCCGCGAGGAGUUUGAUCGCCUGUGGAAGCAGUUUCCGGCGGCGGAGCUGGAGGACAAGGAGAGCUUCUGGAGCAGCGUGACCACCCUCGAAAAGGAACUUCUCGAUGCUGGACAGGGGGAGGCGUUCAAUAUUCUGAAAGGACCUCCCGCAUACUGGAUGUUUCCCUGGCCCGCCCGCAACCCCGAUGUCUGGCACUUCAAGCAGAUGGUCUUGGUCCUCUCCUAUUGCCCCAUCCAGUUCCUGCUCCGCUACAUCUACCUGCGUCUGAGCCUGAUCCCGAGUCCAGAGUCUAUCCAGCCAUGGGCCAUCGAGCGCAACGACUGCGCCCAGCAGGCCCGCGAGUUCCUCGGCCACCCCGCUGUCUGGCUGAUGGAGCAGCAUCACCCCAGACUGCAGGAGGAGCCGGUGUUGCAAGGACUGUUCGGGGAGCUGAAGCAGCGCUUCGGCCAGAAGCUGCGGGCCAACCGGAACGAGUUCUCCGCCAAGGUGCAGGCCUUCCUGCUGGCCAAGCUCGACCGGAUGCAUCUCCGCCUCAGCGUCCUGCCCCAACGGGGCGACAAGGUCUCCACCAUCGCGGAGCGCUACCGUUUCAUCAAGCUUAACGCCUCAGACCACUUUGGCAACCUGGAGCAUCUUCUAACCAUCUAUGGAAUGGCGGCAGCACUGCCAUACUCGAUCUCUCCCAGAUUCGAGAUGCGGAAGUGGUGGCUGCCCAUCGACCGGCGGAACUACGGUAGCUUCGCCUCGCCCUUCUUCCUGCCGCGGGCCAAUAUGCUGGUGGUGCCCCUCUCCCUGCUCGCCAGCCCCCUCUACGAGCGCAACCAGUCUGACCUGCUGACCUACAGCUCCCUGGGCUUUAUCCUGGGCCACGAGCUGACCCACGGCUUCGGCUUCCACGAGGUGGGGCGGAGCCCGCGCGGCCACCUGCACCCCGGCGUAAUCAAGGAGUUGCGCCGCAACAAGUCCUUCCGGCGAGCGGAGGAGUGCGUGGAGGACCGCUUCGGGCCGAAGUACUCCGAGGAGAAGCUGGCCGACGCCAUGGGUCUGGAGCUGGCGUACUCGGCCUACUUCCACGAGGCGGAGACGGACCGGAAACGGAACCGCACCGGUUCCCAGUCGCCGCAGCAGCGACAGCUCUUCUUCCUCAACAUGGCGCAGUUCUUCUGCUCCGACGAGCGCUGGUGGGACCAUAGCAGCCGCCACGGAAGCGACCGGCGGCGGGUGAACGAUGCGGUAAAGAUGUUCCCACCCUUCCUGGAGGCCUUCGGCUGUCCGGCCUCCCCCCGGGCUUCGAGGAAACCGUGCCGGCUCUACUGAUCGAUGGAAUCCCCCUAUUUACAAGUCUGGGGAAAAAAAAAUAAAGUGAAACGCAGUGGCUGGGUGACA
Molecule: messenger RNA, 1915 nt
Organism: Drosophila bipectinata
Lineage: Eukaryota; Metazoa; Arthropoda; Insecta; Diptera; Drosophilidae
Gene: frma
Product: fra mauro
Biological process (GO): proteolysis
Cellular component (GO): plasma membrane
Molecular function (GO): metalloendopeptidase activity
Source: RefSeq, a predicted model, not a curated record